Myxocyprinus asiaticus (Chinese sucker) is the source of this 7858-nucleotide messenger RNA. RefSeq names its product lysoplasmalogenase-like protein TMEM86A. Gene Ontology annotation, cellular component: membrane. The record is from RefSeq and is a predicted model, not a curated record. Bases 125 to 838 code for a protein of 237 amino acids. Lineage: Eukaryota; Metazoa; Chordata; Actinopteri; Cypriniformes; Catostomidae. The transcript has 3 exons.
GCCUGUCUCAACCACAAGACGAAAACAAAUCUCACGUACAAAGGGACGUAAAUACUGCCGCGUGCUGUUCUAUCGACGGCUCAUCUGGUCGUAUUUCCUCUAACAAAGACAAACAGAAGACAAGAUGGUUUCCCCUGUCACUGUGGUCAAGAGCGAGGGUCCAAAGCUUGUGCCAUUCUUCAAAGCCACUUGUGUCUACUUCGUUUUGUGGCUGCCCACCUCGAGCCCGUCCUGGUUCAGUGCCCUUAUCAAAUGCCUGCCCAUCUUCUGUCUCUGGGUUUUUCUGCUAGCGCAUGGCAUCAGCUUUUUAGGUGCCCACUCCAGUGCCAGGAAAAUCCUGGCAGGACUUAUUUUUUCAGCUUUGGGUGAUGCAUUUCUCAUCUGGCAAGAGCAAGGCUACUUUUGUCAUGGGCUGCUAAUGUUUGCCAUCACACACAUUCUCUACUCUUCGGCUUUUGGGAUGAAGCCCCUCAACUUGAGAGCAGGUUUGGUCAUUGCUGUCGCUUCAGGCCUCAGCUACACCCUUCUUUACCCCUACCUCUCUGGUCCCUUCACCUACCUGGUGGCCGUUUACAUCGCUCUCAUCGGGUUCAUGGGUUGGAGGGCCAUUGCUGGUGUCCAGGUGGCCAAUUACCUCUGGACCUGGACGAAACUGUCUGCCUGUCUUGGAGCUGUCCUCUUCAUGGUGUCUGACCUCACCAUUGCCGUCAACAAGUUCUGCUUCCCUGUGCCCCACUCCCGAGCCAUCAUAAUGGCCACCUACUACGCGGCACAGAUGUUGAUUGCGCUGUCAGCUGUGGAAUGCCAAGAUGCCGAUGUGUCUUGGAAAAGAGCCUGAGCAAUUGCACCUUAACCAACCUUCCCCCAUUGAUGUACCGUUGACAGCAGCUGCAAAGGUUCAGAUCCCACUUCCUGAAACCCCUGGUCCAUCUGCAGUUCCCCCUGUCUGAUCAUGACUGAGAUAUAUUGGGUAUAGUUGAGGAUCCACCCAUUUAAGAUGGUGUAAGAUCACUCUGAUUGGUCACACAAGGUUGGACAGUCCUGGUCAUUAACAUCUUUGCUCAGUCAGGCCUUAUCCCAUAAUUCCUCAGUGUUAGUAUAUCACUUUUGUUUCUAAGUUUCCUCUUGUAGUAUACUACAUGGCCAAAAGUAUGUGGACACCAGAACACCACACCCAUUUGUCCUAGAUGAACAUUUAAUUUCAAAACCAUUGGCUUUAAUAGGGAGUUGGUCCUCUAUUUGCAACUGUAACAGCUUCCACUCUUCUGGGAAGGGUUUCUACUUGAUGUUGGAACAUGGCUGUUUGGAUUUGCUCCCAUUCAGACACAAGAGCAUCAGGGAGGUCAAGCACUGAUGUUGGGCGAUUGGAUCUGGCAUACAAUCAACGUUUCAAUUAAUUUCAGCGGUAUUUAAUUGGGUUCAGGUCUGGUCUUUGCGCACACCAGUCAAGUUCAUCCGCACCAGACUCUCUAGACCAGUGGUUCCCAACCCUGUUCCUGGAGGCCCCCCAACACUGCACAUUUUGUAUAUCUCCAUUUUCUGACACACCCAGUUCAGGUCUUGGAGUCUCCACUAAUGAGCUGAUGAGUUGAAUAAGGUGUGAUUGAUUAGGGAGAUAUCCAAAAUGUGUAGUGUUGGGGAGCCUCCAGGUAGAGGUUUAGGAUCCACUGCUCGAAACCAUUUUACUGGUCCUAUGACAGCUCUUUGGUAUGGCCCAUUCUGUUGAAAAUGUUUGUCACAGGUGAUUGCAUGGCUGUAUGCUUGAUUUUAUGCACCUGUUAGUAAUGGUGUUGCUGAAAUAGCCAAACCCAUUAAUCAGAAUAGCAUGUCCACAUAAUUUUGGCGAUAUAGUGUCAUUAUCAUUGUGGUAUUGAGAAAGGAAAGAAAGAGAAGUGUUUGUUGUAACACUGUUACAAUGCUUUAUAAUUGAAAUUCUGGUUUAGAGAGAAAAUUUUCCCUAACCCUGGUCCUGUCUAGAAGGGAACCAUUGGGGCAAGUAAAAGUCUCGCAAGAGUCACAUGCAACAUUAAUACUUGGGGUUUAUUGUGUUUUUUGGACAAAUCCUACCACAGAAAUCCUUGACUUGCCCUUACCCCUAACCUUAACCCUAACCUUAGUAACAGCAUAUGCAAAUCUUGCACGACUGUACCAGCCUGAUGGUUCCCUUCUAGACAUGACCCCCAGCCCUUCCCAAAGAAGCAGGUCAGGAACCUUUCGGGCCUGCAGAAUAGACCAGCAAACAAUAUAAGGUGGUUCAAAUUUUUCUUAGGGGGCUGGUUUCCCCAUCUCACUUUAUAUUUACCAGACGUAUUCAGAGAGCAGCAUGACAACCAUUUCAUACGAAAGCUGAUAUUUUAGUGUACUUAGUGCUGCUGUACUGAAAAUCAAUGGACAGGACUUUGUUGUAGUAUUGUGUGUAUACCUUGAUGUUUAUCCUGUGUCAUUGACACAUUUCAUAGUGUUGAUUUAAUUUUGUUUCAUAACGCUGAGUUCAUACACAAACAUCUAUGCCUCCAUACACUCUCAUGUGCUGGAGACGUUGUCUUGCUUGAAAUAUCCAUUACGCCUAAUUGAAUGCAUGCAGUGGUGGAGCUGUCUCUAGAGUAGUUAAAGCCCAAAUGUUUUGUUAAGAUGUGAUACAUGACCAAAACUGAUAUGAAAACAAGUCAAAACCCUUGUGAAAGGGAGGGAGGUCACUAUCUCGGAGGCAAUUCAACAACAGUGUCUGUUAUCUUUUUCUUAUGUUUCUGCCCAGCCAACAGCACUGCUCAGUACAUCUACCACAAGGAAACAGCAAAGAAGUACUAGUUGUACUGUUUAUUUUGUAUGUACAGUGCCAGAUAUUGUUUUUAAAGAGGGUGUAAUGUAAGCUUCCAACUACUUUCAUUUCUGUUGCCAGUGAGAAAUGUCUUACUCAAGGGAAAGUCCCAUGAUGGGCGAAUUAACAUCUGCGUUAAUCCUGAUCUUUGGAUUAGCUGGUAUUAUUUUUUAACUAGAGAGAAAAGCUAGUGCAGUUUUUUGUGUUUUUUUUUUUUGUUUCACAUUCCUUUAUCAUCACAUUAACAUCUAUUCCUUCAUCUGAAAACGUGUGUACAUUUCACAGCAUUUUCUGUGAAGAUUUCUCACCUUGUAAAUAUUUUACAGUACAGCAUUCCUCUCUCUCAUUUGGUAAUGUGUUUUACAAGCCGGAUUGUGUAUUUUGGUGAAACUUACGAAAGCAUGUCCAGGUCAUAUUUCACACCAAAAUCAAAAGAUAAACAUAAGAAAUUACACCAUUAUUUUCCAUAAAUCUCAAUAAGGGAUCAUCACCUGAUCUUUGACUGAUACUGAAUGAGGGAAAAAAUUUGCCACAAUGGAAUGUUCUGCCAGGUCUGAUAUGUACUCAGCUGCUAUGCCCUUAGGUGUGAGUGGAAAUGAGUUUCAAAUGCAAACACAGCCAGACGUUCGAGAGUGGGCAUUCGUUGAAGUGAUACGCUGCCCACCACCUGGCCGUGGCAUGCGGGAAAGUAGUGUUCGUGGCUGAGUUGGCGACACAUCGAACAAGUGUGUCAUUUUAAUGGACAUUAGUAAGGAUAGAUAACAUAUUUGCUGAGAAUGAAAAUAGGCAAUGAGGGAUAGAAGUUCUAUCCAUUCAAUGGGCCUUAUGAGACAUAGAAUGAAGUUUCUAUGUAAAUGUUCGUAAAACCAUUCUUAUGUAAAAUUGAAGGACAGAUUACGGUCCUGCAAGGUUCCGGGGCUCCGGCCUCUCUGGAUAUCCCCUCUUAUCACAAUUCAAAGAUAAAAUAUUCAAUUAAUGUGUAAUUCCUUUUCAAAUAUGAGAAAUAGUCACAAUUGCAAGAUAUGAAGUUAAGGUAUAUCUUUAAAGGUAUAUAAAGUUACGGUUAAAGUCUAUUGUGUCCGCUGUACCGUUGAGCACAUAAUUGCCACUGUCGCUGUCAUCACGCACACACUUAGCUCAAGCACUGAGCACUCGAAAAACAGCACAGCUAUUUUAGUACAUUUGCUUAAUGCCAAGUUUCAUAGGUUCCCUUUUCAGGGGUCACACUGUCAGCAAAACAUUUCAGCUUUGUCAAAAGAGCAUUCGUGAUUUGCAAGGUCAUCACAACAGUAUGUCUUUUCAAAGUCAUUAGCCCCUUUCACACAUGCAACCUGGUAAAUUGCUGUAAAACUGUUUGAUUACCUUUACUGGUAAAGGCACCACAUCUGCUAUUCACGCAUGCAACAAUUUCUGUCUUUUUUUCUGUUUUGUGCCCAUUCACACAUCCGCAACAAAAUGCCAUUAAACUCUGAGAUGUAGUUAGUUAUUUUAUCAGUCGAAAAAUUUCUUCAUCCACUUGUGAGUUGGAGGAGGGUGGCUUUAAAAGGUUUUCUCCACUUUGAACACUUGAAAUCUCCAUUUCUUUGUGGUCCAGGGUCAUGGCUGCACAUGGUCGAUUUCCAUUGGCUGCUCACCGUAUGGCUUCAUAUUUGAGUUGCGGAACAUCAUACAAUACAAGAUUUCCUCUUUUUUUUAAUAUAUAUAUAUAUAUAUAUCCUCCAACUUGAUGGAACAAUUUCACCAUCUGUCCAAUUUGAUGGAAGUUUUUGACUCAAGUGUAACGAAAUCAUCUCCGUUUUACGUCAGCGCGUCCUGACCGUGUACGUGCUCAAACUUUUUAUCUUACGACUCUGUUCACACAUGGCAUCAAAACUGAACUUUUCAGGUAAUGUUACAACUUCUCAUUCAGGGAAAUAGCCAGUGCUAAAUUUACCAGUAUCUUCGAACGGGUCGUGUUCACACAUGAACUAUUAAGCGACCAUUGUGCUACAAAUCGGUAAAGUGUUGUGAAGGUCUGGGGGGAUGACAAAGCGUUUUUAGCAAAAUAUAAGGGAAGUCAUAGUUGCUUCUUGCAUUGUCUUAUUUUUUUUUUUAUUGCUUCAGAAGUUAUGAUUGGGCAGAUGAAUCUCACGAAAACAUAUCCAGGUUGCAUUUCAUUCCAAAAUCAAUAGAAUUUUUUAUUUAUUUAAUUUUUUCAAGGAAAUACAGCCUACUUUUAGGAUCAUCAAUGUUUUUUGCAGUGAGUUUUUUUUUUAUUUUUUAUUUUUUUUUUUAAUUCUCAGUGGUGGGACAAGUUAAAAUAAAUGUUUGUGGUAAUCAACAUUAUGCUACAAAUGCUGUCAAUUGAGCUUAACUUGCAUCGAACCCGGAACAUUUAUUUAAAGUAAUGAGAAUUAGGGUUAAAAAUGUGCUUAGUUGUCAUUAAAAAUGUCACAGUGCAAAAAAAUAUCAAUGGACCUAAAAUAGGCUUAAUUUUCUUUAAGCAAAAUACAAUUUCUUAUUUUUGUUUUUUGGGGGGUAAAGCAUAACCUGGACAUGCAUGUAAUUGACAGGUUUUGUGAGAUUCAGCAUAUAGUACAACCGUCACAAUGUUGUUCCUCCUAUUCUGUGCUUAACAUUUAUUUUCUUCUUUGUUCACAACCUGCUGUCACCUUCCAGAUGGUUGGAAUUCGACACAAUUAUACACAACCUCCCUAUGUUUCCUCCUUUUUUGUGUAAACGCAAACGCCAAAGAGGAGAACCGGUGCCUUCUGUGUCCAUCACAGAAAUAGGUCCUGACACUCUGUGGUCAUUAAAAAUCCUAGAGCACUUCUUGUAAAGAGUAGGCGUGUAACCCCGGUGUCCUGGCUAAAUUCCCCCCAUUGGCCCUUCUCAAUCAUGGCCUCCUAAUAAUCCCCAUCCACUAAUUGGCUCUAUAACUCUAUACCUAUAACUCCUCCUCUCCACCAAUAGCUGAUGUGUGGUGAGCGUACUGGCGGUCAUGCCGACACAUCAUCCAGGUGAUGCUGCACACUGGUGGUGGUUGAGAAGAGUACUCUGUUCACUGUGUAAAGCACUUUGAGUGUAGUGUUAGAAAAGCCCUAUAUAAAUGUAACAUUCAUUCAUUCAUUCAUUCAAAUACUGUCUUUUGAGAAGUUUCCAUCUGGCUUUGCUUGAGCUGGUGACCUUAUUCAGAUGGCAAUGUGUGUAAUUGUUUCAGGCAGUUGAUGCUUUUGUGUUGUGUCAUGUGAUAUGAAACAGAAUGCUGGGAGUUCUGUGGGGUCUGUAUUGAUGACCAUGUUUAGGUAUAGCUGUCCCAGGAAUAAUCCACUUGGUUUAAAGCACACUGUUGAGGGAUGUAGGUAUGUGCACUUUUCCAUUUUAUCUCUAUGUUCCUUUUCUUAUACUGUCUCUUUGAGCUUUGGCUCAAAACCUACUCCAUGUAAGGACGUGAAUUUGCAGAAAGCUUGAUUUUAUGCAUUGUUCCGUUCUAACAUGGCUGAAAGUCAUUACACAGUGCAAGUAUGCAUUGCAUUCUCGGCAUUGCCGCUAAAGGUGCUAUAGUGGGCAUUUGUCGUCUUCUACAGUUUUCGCUAACUUUAACAAAAACAAGUAAGUUAAAGUUAGUUAGACUGUGAAUACAUUUAAAGCAAGUUUAUUUACCUGAAUAAUAACACUUCUGUUUAUUGGCACAGACAUUUGAAGGUAACUAUCGCCUCCUUGUAGCGGUUUUUUACCACUAGAGCAAAGCAAGAUCUCAUGUUAAGUAUACAAAAAGACUGCUCGUAUUGGCCAAGCAUUAGCAUCUGCAUAUCUGCGUAGAGUAUGUUUCCGGCCUUACAGUGGUGUGCAAUACAUUUUAGCACCCUGUGAAUGAAGUUCUCAAAGAUGAAGAAUUUGAGUUGUACUUCUGUCCUCUUGCAUCACAAGAUGCAGAUCCUCAUCAGGUUUUGGAAUGGAGCUAUGGAACAUCACCUAGAGAGUGGAAGAUUUAAGUGUUCAGACAUGAGAUUUUGAAAUACUGCAUAAAAGACACACUUGGUUGAAUAUUAGUGAUGCUUUUCACAAAUCAUUCAUUUCCUUUCUAUUUUGUUCUUUUUGUUGUUGUUGAUGUUUUUUAAAUACACCUUCUUAAAUGAUCUCUGCUGCGAACAUUGUGUGCAAUCACAAAUUUACCAAGCUUGGUACAUAUUAUUCUGUAUCACCUCUGCCUUUAAGAGAAAAUCGAAGGGUAGCUGCUGUUUCUAACUAACAUUGAAUAUGAUAAUAAGCCUAUAAUCUAAAUUGGUUCCAACUUAUACGAAUGUCUUAUAAAAUACAGAUGUAUUAACACAAUAUUUACUAAAAAUGACUGUAAUACCUUCCAAUACUAAUAUCAUAUAUUGCAGUUAUAUUAAUGUAUAAUUGUUAUAAUGCAAUUUAUAACACACUAUAGUAAGAACAAAGCAUCUAAGGUGGACCAAUACUGACAUCUUUGCUAUAGAUAUCUAGGAAAACAAAUAUAUAUCUAUAACAUUUGUUAUAUUAGGCAGUGACAACACUUUGUUAGUGAAAGCUGUGCAGUUGUGAUUACAAUCUAAAAAAAAAAAAAAAAAAAAAAAAAGCUCUUAAGGUGGUUUUAUGGUCUGUGAACAUUAUUACUAAAUAGGGGAAGCUCUUAUUUUAGAGUACCACUCUCUCCCUUUCUCAUGCUAUAUUUACAGUAUAGUAUACAGUUGACCCUUUAACAUUGUGAAGUUAUUAUUAUGUUGUGAAUGAAUGCUGUUAGUAGUUAUGAGGUCGAUUAAAUUUUUUGCCUUAUUGUUAUAAAUGUCCUGUUGUUUAAUUCUUUGUUAUUGUUGUUAAUGGAUGGUAGUGCUCAUUUAUUGUAGUGAUACUGCUAUGAAUGUGAUCCAAUCCAAGUGAGAAAUAAAUGCAACUGCAAUGCAAUUGAAAACCUUUUUCUUUUUUACUUUUAUCACGUUUGUCUCAUUAUUAUUGAAAGUGACAUUAAACUGUUGAACCUGAGGGUAAUGUAUCCUUAAACGGACAUUUUGCAAAUAAUAAAAAAUUCUGUCAUUC